Molecule: messenger RNA, 915 nt
Organism: Oppiella nova
Lineage: Eukaryota; Metazoa; Arthropoda; Arachnida; Sarcoptiformes; Oppiidae
Source: the annotation of a GenBank genome assembly
AUGCUUACAAUCGCGUGUUUCUCGAUAAGUAUAUUAAGUGUGGUUUGGAGUGAAAACUUCAAAAACAUUGACGAAAAGCCCGAUGAACUGAAUCUCAUGGUGUGGUAUAGUUGCGGGAAAGUGUUGUGGUCAGUGGGGAACAUAUGGAUCUUUUUCGGUGUUUUUAUAUCCCGCAAAGAAAACAUAGCUAUUAAUCACACAAAUCAGUUACAAAACUAUUUUGUGGACAUGACACUCGCGGUAAUCGUGUCAUACGUGCUCUAUAUGUUGAUUGACUUUCCGACAGUGAGGGGACGGCUAUUCCCAAAGGCGUUCAACACAGCAUUCAUUGAGUACGUGAUGGACUACCAGCCCGGACCGGCAGAUCGCCUAUUGCUGACGUACCCCAAAUGUGGCACAUGGUGGACCCUGUACAUUUUGUUGUCAGUCGUAAACGCUGGCAGCAUACCGAAAAGCACCCCGGACUAUGCAAAUUACACAUUGGAACUGAAAGGCCCUGAAUCGGUGGACAGGGAGAACGAGGGGCACGUGGACAGGGAGGUGAAGAUUAUACAGUCGCACAUGUGGUUCAAAAAAUUAACAUUUCACUCGACCGCUAAAUAUUUAGUGGUUUUGCGAAACCCUAAAGACAGGUAUUUCCGGUGGUAUAUGUCUGGAGGCUAUCAAUGCGGCGACUACUUUGAGGCCACCCUCUCGUAUUGGGAGCACCGGUUGGAUGGGAACUGUACUCUCAUUACCUAUGAAGAGAUGGUAGCGAAUCCGAGGGACAGUAUUGUGAGAAUCGCCUCAUUCUUAGGCACCAAAUACGUGCACCGACUGUACGACCGGUGCGGAGACACCACUACUGAUGAGAUCCUAUUGGAUCGCAUUAUAAGGACUUCCAGUUUUGAAGCCAUGAAAAGCAGUCAAACCACA